This is a messenger RNA of Arabis nemorensis, 2490 nucleotides long. The record is from the annotation of a GenBank genome assembly. NCBI's taxonomy places the organism in Eukaryota, Viridiplantae, Streptophyta, Magnoliopsida, Brassicales, Brassicaceae.
AUGGCGGAGGCAAUACCUGAGGCAGUGAAAGAAUUAUGGGACAAAUGGAACAUCCGUGGUCUUGUCAUCUUCAGUCUUCUUCUUCAAGCAAUACUUGUUCUUCUCUCACCAAAUCGAAAACGUACACCGAGGAGACUUUUUCGACUUCUCCUUUGGUCGUCUUACAUUUUAGCCAACUGGGCGGCUGACUAUGCCGUGGGACAGAUCUCAGAUAGCUCAGGAGACGAACCUGGGCCCAACGAGUCCCCCAAGACAAACGACCUCAUAGCUUUUUGGGCAACGUUCCUUCUCUUGCAUCUUGGUGGCCCUGACACAAUCACAGCUUUUGCUCUGGAGGAUAAUGAGCUCUGGCUCAGGAGUUUGUUUGGUCUUGUGUGCCAAUUCGUUGCUACUCUCUACGUGGUCUUGCUAUCAAUACCCAACAGUCUCUUGGAACCGACAAUCCUCAUGCUUGUGGCUGGAGUCAUCAAGUAUGCCGAGAGGAUAAGAGCAAUGCAUGGAGCGAGUCUUGAAAGGUUCAAGGAUUCGAUGCUUGGGGAGCCCGAACCUGGAAUCGAUUACGCGAGGUUCAUGGAGGAAUACAAAAUUAGGACGAUUUCAAGAGAACGUAGCCAGUUGGUUAGGGUUGAGGAGCCUGAACAAAGAGAAUGGGCACAAAGGCCAGACGAAUUCACCAAUCUCAAUGUUGUUCAAUAUGCUUAUAAAUACUUCAAUGUCUAUAAAGGCCUUGUAGUUGAUUUCAUGUAUAGCUCCGAGCAGUGGAUAGAGAGCAAGGAGUUUUUUAAGUCAUUGUCGGCAGAAGAGGCUUUGAGGAUUCUAGAGGUAGAGCUCAGCUUCAUCUAUGGCACUCUAUUCACCAAAGUUGACAUUUUGCACACCUGGAUUGGAUUUUCUUUCCGCUGCACAGCCUUGGGAUGCCUAUUUGGAUCCCUCCGCAACUUCAAAACAUCAAGGAAAGAUGGAUUCGAUGGUUUUGAUGUUGCCCUUACUUAUGCUUUGAUCUUUGGUGGAAUCGCCAUUGAUUUCAUUUCCAUCCUCCUAUUCUGUAUAUCCGACUGGACAUUUGCUAGAUUGAGGAAGCCUAAGGAGGAGGUGGACAAUGAAGAUACCUGUUUCGACAGUGUUCUCAAUUGGUUCCUCCGUUGGCCCCUCCGUUUCAAGGAGCUGAAGUGGAAGGAUUGCAUGUGUCACAAGCAAGAGCAUAGCUGUCACGAGAAAGAAUAUCGCUCACACAAAGUGCUUGAUAGAUUCUUCCUAUUUCGCAGAUGGUCUGAGUACGUAUAUGCAUACAACCUUAUUGGCUCCUCCCUGAAUAUAAAACCAAAGAGAAAACACCAUACCAAGGGGUACAUACACAGAUUCUAUGACACCAUCAUUCCCAGCUUGUACGUAGAUCGUGCAAUCCAAGAAGCAGUCAUAGCUUACAAAGCCUUAAAUCACCUCCGCAAAAAGGUAGACCUAUACAUCAGUUCCCUGUUCAUCUUCAAUCGGGCAAUGUACUAUGUUCUUUACCCUGUCAGGCUUUUUCUUAGAUUCUGGUUUGGAAUUCCUUUGAUCAACUAUCUCUUGGAAUUAUUUGGCAUCCCAGAUCAGGUAAGUGAGAUAGUAUUCACAUCUCGCGAACGCCUCACUUUAGAGUUUUGGGAAUUCAUAUUUGCGGAGGUUAAGCGUAGAUGCAUCUAUAUUCCUGACUCAGAAAGUUCCAGCUAUAUAUACUCGGCUAGAGGUGACUGGAUUCUUCGCAAAAUGAAAAGCGAGACGCUGCUGCGGUAUGUUACUGAAGUGGAUUACGAUCAGAGCAUUCUGGUGUGGCACGUUGCCACUGAGCUCAUACACCAAACAGACGAAAACAAUCCAACAGAGCUCGGAUACAGAGAGGUCAGCAAAACCCUUUCAGACUACAUGAUGUACCUCUUAAUCGCGCAGCCUGCUAUGAUGUCAACAGUUGCGGGAAUUGAUAAGGUACGAUUCAGAGAGGCAAUAGCAGAGGCCAAAAAAUUUCAAGAGGCUAAAAAGCUGUUUCAGACAACACAUGUUGAGGAUUCAAGAGAUGCAAAGAAGGCAUGUGAAGCAAUUCUCAGCUCCUAUACGGCAGAUGGGCAAAGAAACAAGAAUGCCAAAGGGUAUAAAGGCAAGUCUGUGCUGUACCAAGCGAGCAUGCUAGCGAAGGAGCUUCAGCGGAUAGAAAUUCAAGAAAGCAAUGAUAAGAUGUGGAAAGUAGUGAGCAAAGUAUGGUUGGAGAUGCUUUGCUACGCAGCAUCUCACUGUGACUCUAAACAACAUGCAGCACAACUCAACAGAGGUGGUGAAUUGAUCAACUUUGUUUGGCUUCUGAUGGCUCAUUUCGGACUGGGAGAGCAAUUCCGUACCACCAAGGAAGAUUCAAAAACCAGACUGAUUCUGGUCGAGAACUGCUCGUGUGAUAGAGGUAGCACCCAAGCAAAGGAAUUGGUUAUUCUCUGUUUUUGGGUCUCUCACCGAUGGUUCUAG